Mytilinidion resinicola is the source of this 1605-nucleotide messenger RNA. RefSeq lists its product as uncharacterized. The record is from RefSeq and is a predicted model, not a curated record. The coding region runs from base 1 to 1605 and encodes 534 amino acids. Gene Ontology annotation, cellular component: membrane. Lineage: Eukaryota; Fungi; Ascomycota; Dothideomycetes; Mytilinidiales; Mytilinidiaceae. The transcript is spliced from 2 exons.
AUGCUCCCCUCCGACGACUGCGAUGACUGCGUGCCGGACUAUGUCAAACAGCGAAAGCUGUCCGCCCUAGCCUUCUCCUCGCUGCCCUUUAUCCUCACAUUCCUCAUCGUAGCGACCGCCGUUUCCCACAAGCUUUUCCCGCUGCUGUCUGGGCAAGCGGCUCGCAAACAGCAUGAUGCGCAGUUACCAGCGUCGACAUACAACUUUUCGGAACGGCCGUCUGUCCAGACACGGCUGAAGCGAUUCACAGCUCGUAGUCUCGCGGGCAUAGUCUUCUCGACCAACAUUGCGCUUUCAGCUGUGCUGGUCGAGCUGAUCCUGUGCGAGAUCUCGAAUACCGUCAAUCCCGCUGCGCGCAGCCUCGCCUUGAAGAUCACGCUUCCCUCGCUCCUGUUCCUCCUCAUCAUCGCGACGCCGGCGUUGGAGAUACACUCGGUUAUAUCAGCGGCAGGAUGGAGCUUUGGCGAGGGGCGUAAGGGACACCUCAGGACAGCUUGGGCAUUGGAAGGAGUGGGGUUUGCGACAUGGCUGAUCGGGUUCUGGUAUCUUGGGCGGGCGCUGCUGGGGUCGUAUCUGCAUGAGGAGUCGUAUAUUCGGGAUCACAGUAUCAGUGAGGGGUGUUUGGAGCGGAUUGGGAUCAUUGGGGUUAGUCUCAUGGCGUCGUUGGCUGGAUUUGCGGCGGUGAGUUCGUUGUGGCAGACUUUUGGGGUUAAGUUUCGGCCGGUUACUGAAGCUACCCUUGCUCGAAAGCAGGCUGGAUUGGAUGCGACCAACGAAAUGCUCCUUACGAAGGAGAGCCGUCUUCGAGCUAUCCAACGCAAGCUAUCCGAUCAACCCCAAGAAGGGUUUGUGACACGCAUGGUUGGUAGCAUCCGUGGUAAUUCGGAUGUACAGGAGCGAAAGACACUCGAAUUGGAGAUAGCUGGGCUUGAGACCAUGCGGACUGCUCUUUCAAACUCGUUGUUCACCCUACAAACGAGGAGACAAGCCCAGUUACGGGCCCAUACACCUUACGGACGAGUCGUAAAUCUGUUCUCAUACGUCUUCUCUCUGUAUUGCCUCUACCGCCUGUUUGCCACCACCUUUACCACUCUCCGCCGGUUCUCAUCACCGAAUACUAGUUUCUCGAACAGCGAUCCGAUCAACAAUGUGCUCGCAAUCCUAGCUAAGCACUGGGACCCGACCCUCGAUCGUGUCGCAUGGAGCCGCCAGAUCUCCUUCCUCCUCUCCGGCGUCAUGCUCCUAGCCUCCUUCAACAGCGUCCUCCAGACUUUCCUCCUCUUCGCUAGGAUUGUGCCUGGUAUACUCCAACAUGCUCAGGCUAAUAUGGCAUUAUUCGUUUCCCAAAUCAGCGCGACUUACGUCAUUAGCUCCGCAUUACUUCUGCGGAGCAAUCUUCCUAGCGAAGUGCGCAGCGUGAUUUCGGAUGCUUUGGGAGCACCUCUUGAGCCUAGCUUUACCGAACGGUGGUUUGAAGGGUGGUUUCUCGCUGUCAGUGCAUUGACCGUAUUAGGGAUUUGGGUCGGAAGAAGAAUACGAUCAUCAGGUUGGGACGACGACGAUGACCUUGGAGAAGGGGAUGUUGAGAUGGGGAAGAUGAGCUGA